AUAAUAUACCAAAACCUAUGGUAAACCAAAACGGCAAAACCCAAACAACCCAACAUGGAAGACACACAGCUUCCCCUGAGUGAGCAAAAGCACGAGCGAAAGCCCAUUUCCAUCCCCUUCGUAUGGGAAGAAAAACCCGGCACCCCCAAGAAGGACUGGAGACCAAACCCCCGACCCAUCAGCACCAAUCCCUGCCCGCCACCUGUCAAAUUCGUUGUCUCUGUCCCUUUCGGGUGGGAAGAAAAGCCCGGCACCCCCCUCCAAUCCUACACAUUUCCAAAACGCUCGUUGGCAAAUGAGUACAGAAGGUUCUCGAGUAAUGGAGGAACCGAUGGAUCAUCAGACUCGGAGUCGUCCGAAGUGUGCAGUUUCAAAACGAGCGGCUCGUUUGGCUCUGCAAGGUCCCUCAUAGCCGAUGGCUUAAUACUGCCACCUGUUGCGCUCGGGACACGUGUCCCAGUUCAGAAAGCUGCACUUGAUCCGGAAAGUUUGGGGCCCGAGAGCCCGGGCUCGGUGGAUGAACGUGCGGUUGAUGGGGCCUCUUUCUUGGAGUGGCUUUUUCCUCUGCUGGUGCCGAGCUCGAGUUUUUCGAACAGAGAUGGACUCCUGGAAAGGGAUGAGAAAGAGUUCUUGGACGAAAGGAAUUCCAGUCAAGUGAAAAGGCCGCUGCUGACGCUUGGGGAGCUGAUAGUGAUGAGCCGAAGGAGAAGUUGCAGGAGGAAAGUUGACAGAAUACGUGAGCAGUCAUCCAUGGACUUCAUGAGGAGGAACGCUUGGGGCUGCUUCGCCUUCGGUAAUGGCAAAGGCAUGAACAGUCUGCAGAUGAAGUGGAAGAAACAAUUGCAACUUAUUUAAAAAUAGGGCCUGGAAAAAGUUUAUGUUCGUUCAAAUAAAAACCUGCAGAAAAAACUGUGUCAGCAAUGGUUUUCGUUUAAAUGUUCGACGUUUGUGAUGUUCUCCUAUGUUUUCUGGUUCAAGAAUUUUUUUUUUUU
Molecule: messenger RNA, 992 nt
Organism: Striga asiatica
Lineage: Eukaryota; Viridiplantae; Streptophyta; Magnoliopsida; Lamiales; Orobanchaceae
Source: the annotation of a GenBank genome assembly